AUGGCGAGGACGGCGGCCGGCAGAGUUGAGCGGGGCGGUGGCCGCGGUGGACGAGCGUGUGGCCACCGGAGCCACCCCUCGCCGCCAACGCUGUGCCCGUGCCCGCUCCGCCAGGCGUGGGGCAGCCUCGACACGCUCGUCGGCCGCCUCUGCACCGCCUUCGACGAGCAUGGAGGCCACCCCGAGGCCAACCCGUUCGGUGCCCGCGUUGUCCGCCUCUACGUCCGCGACAGCCAGGCCAAGGUGCGCGGCAUCGCCUACGAGAAGAAGCGUCGGAAGCGCCCUCCCACCUCGUUUUCUCACUCUCAGGCCGCCGCCGCCGCCACUUGCCCGGCGAGCCCAGCCGCUAGCCCGACGCCGGAGAGAUCAGCCGACAUGGGAGCUUGCGUCGCCAUCGCUGUCGCCGUGGGGUGCACGCCACUCUCGCUAGCCGCCCGCCGCGGCUGCUCCUAUUGCGCGCUCGCUUACCGCCGCUAG
This is a messenger RNA of Oryza sativa Japonica Group (Japanese rice), 477 nucleotides long. Its product is annotated as protein G1-like2. Gene Ontology annotation, cellular component: nucleus. Gene Ontology annotation, biological process: mRNA transcription; response to light stimulus. The record is from RefSeq and is a predicted model, not a curated record. Lineage: Eukaryota; Viridiplantae; Streptophyta; Magnoliopsida; Poales; Poaceae.